CGUCAUAAUUCGAAAAAGCAUUUAGGUGCGUUGGACCAUGUUGAUGUGAUCUCGCGCACGAUCUUCAAGUUACCACCUCUGUCGCGUGUGAUUGUGGUCCUCACGGGUGCUGUGCUCAUUCAUCUUUCCAUUGGUAACAUGCUUCCAUAUAUGGCCUCAUAUAUGCGGAAUUACACUGAUCCCAAUAUCAGAAUUGAGCAUUUCAUGUGGGUUCCCACAUUUCAAGGCUGCUUUCCCUUUUCUAUGGUAAUCGGUGGGACGUUAGCGUUUCAUCUUGGUCCACGUAUGGCUACACUCGUAGGAUGUACCAUCGCUACAUCCGCAGUUGCGCUUUCGUACUGGUCCAUCAAAGCACUCGUUCUUUGCCUUCUUCGUGACCUAUGGUCUUCUCUUCGGACUUGGUCAAGGAAUCGCCUAUGUCACAGCCGUCGCUACCAUAAUCAAUUGGGCUCCGGAAAAAGUAGGGCUCAUGAGCGGCAUCGUUGCCGCCGGCUUCGGGUCUCGUCGUCGAUUUUUGCCCCAAUCCAGACACGGCUCAUCAAUCCGGAUAAUUUGCCGUCAACACGAGAUGGGUACUUUUUGGACAAGGACCUCCUGCUUCGAGUACCAGAUGUUUUUCUGACUCUUGCUUGGGUCUAUGCGAUUAUGCAAUUCAUUGGACUCAUUGUCAUAUGUGAUCCUCCGGAGAAGAUUCGUAGCUCGGGACUUGGGUCAAUCUCAGACUUCAUCGACGAGAUUCGCUACGGUCGCGACCCGUCUCGACGUCGUCAGCGAUUCGCCACCGUCUCGUACAAACAGUUGCCGCGCGACGAAAUUACGGUGUCCUCAGGUGGCACCGCAACCCGACAUCGCUCUGUUUCACGUGAAUCGCUCAACUCCGAUUCCGAGGCGUCUGAUGUCUUCAUCAAUGAGCAGUCAGAUGAAUGGUCGAUGCGUCCAAAACAAAUGUUGACUUCAUCCACCUUCUACUUUCUAUUCAUAGCUUUAUUCUGCUCUUCAUUCUAUGCCAAUAUGUUCUAUAAUCUUUAUAAGACAUUUGCUGAAACGUUUAUUGAAGACGACUUCUUUCUCGCCAGAGCGUUCGCUAUCGGAUCCACAGCGAAUGCCAUUGCUCGCGUAGCGUGGGGUUAUCUCGUGGACCGGACGAGUUUCCAGGCUUUAACCAUGGUUGAUGUGAUCUCGCGCACGAUCUUCAAGUUACCACCUCUGUCGCGUGUGAUUGUGGUCCUCACGGGUGCUGUGCUCAUUCAUCUUUCCAUUGGUACUUAUCACACUUUUGGUAAUAUGCUUCCAUAUAUGGCCUCAUAUAUGCGGAAUUACACUGAUCCCAAUAUCAGAAUUGAGCAUUUCAUGUGGGUUCCCACAUUUCAAGGCUGCUUUCCCUUUUCUAUGGUAAUCGGUGGGACGUUAGCGUUUCAUCUUGGUCCACGUAUGGCUACACUCGUUGGAUGUACCAUCGCUACAUCCGCAGUUGCGCUUUCGUAUUGGUCCAUCAAACACUCGUUCUUUGCCUUCUUCGUGACCUAUGGUCUUCUCUUCGGACUUGGUCAAGGAAUCGCCUAUGUCACAGCGUUGCCUACCAUAACUCAAUGGGAACUUAGAAUAGUGCGUUCGGAGCUCGACCUUAGAUGCCUCGAAAUAAUGUUUCUUUUCAAGUGGGCUCCGGAAAAAGUAGGGCUCAUGAGCGGCAUUGUUGCCGCCGGCUUCGGAGUCUCGUCGUCGAUUUUUGCCCCAAUCCAGACACGGCUCAUCAAUCCGGAUAAUUUGCCGUCAACACGAGAUGGGUACUUUUUGGACAAGGACCUCCUGCUUCGAGUACCAGAUGUUUUUCUGACUCUUGCUUGGGUCUAUGCGAUUAUGCAAUUCAUUGGACUCAUUGUCAUAUGUGAUCCUCCGGAGAAGAUUCGUAGCUCGGGACUUGGGUCAAUCUCAGACUUCAUCGACGAGAUUCGCUACGGUCGCGACCCGUCUCGACGUCGUCAGCGAUUCGCCACCGUCUCGUACAAACAGUUGCCGCGCGACGAAAUUACGGUGGCACCGCAACCCGACAUCGCUCUGUUUCACGUGAAUCGCUCAACUCCGAUUCCGAGGCGUCUGAUGUCUUCAUCAAUGAGCAGUCAGAGAGCGUUCGCUAUCGGAUCCACAGCGAAUGCCAUUGCUCGCGUAGCGUGGGGUUAUCUCGUGGACCGGACGAGUUUCCAGGUAACCGUAUCGGUAGCGACAUGUAUGGCAGCUGCAUUGCUUCUUACAAUGCCCAUUACGAAAGAUCUGGGACGAUAUCUUUUCCUCGUUUGGCUCGUUGGUGUGUUCAUCUGCAUGGGAGCGACUCAUGCUUUGUUCAUCACAGCAGCUGUGAAAUGCUUUGGUGCCAGAUGGAAAGCCACCAACUACGGAUUCCUGACUUUCUCCACGACAUGCAGUGGCAUUCUGCUGUCGGUGAUCUCGCAGUUCUAUCUCACCUCAAUAGGAUACACCUGGUUGUUCAUAAUCACUGCCGCAUUCCCGUUCACCGCUUUCCUGGUGACGUCACUGAUCCAUUUCACGCCUCAAGGACGCUUGAUAUCCUGA
Molecule: messenger RNA, 2568 nt
Organism: Ostertagia ostertagi
Lineage: Eukaryota; Metazoa; Nematoda; Chromadorea; Rhabditida; Trichostrongylidae
Source: the annotation of a GenBank genome assembly